AUGACGCAGUUAAGUCUUCGGAUUGAUCUUGUAGAGCUGUUUGUCUUCACUUUCAGCAGCAUAAUAUGCAGCAAACAGCGCGAUGAAGACGACGGGUUCCGUCAUAAGCGUCAAAUAAAGAAGAGUACUCAUCUUUGGAACGCGAGCAAGGUGUUCUACGAGCUUGACCCCAGCCUCGCGAAACACGAUCGUGACGUCGUUAGGGUGGCCAUGAGUUACAUUAGGGCUCGCACGUGCGUGGACUUCUAUGAGGACUCGACUGCUACCAGUCGUAUACGAAUAUUCAAAGGAGAAGGCUGUUGGUCUGAGCCUGGAAUGAAAGGGAGAAUGCAGAACCUGUCACUGGGAAAGGGUUGCGACUCAGUGAGUAUUGUUUAA
Molecule: messenger RNA, 378 nt
Organism: Cooperia oncophora
Lineage: Eukaryota; Metazoa; Nematoda; Chromadorea; Rhabditida; Trichostrongylidae
Source: the annotation of a GenBank genome assembly